Molecule: messenger RNA, 1257 nt
Organism: Haliotis rufescens (red abalone)
Lineage: Eukaryota; Metazoa; Mollusca; Gastropoda; Lepetellida; Haliotidae
Product: beta-1,3-galactosyl-O-glycosyl-glycoprotein beta-1,6-N-acetylglucosaminyltransferase-like
Exons: 1
Coding region: 1-1257 (418 amino acids)
Cellular component (GO): membrane
Molecular function (GO): acetylglucosaminyltransferase activity
Source: RefSeq, a predicted model, not a curated record
AUGGCCAGGUCCAGGUUAGCCGGACUCCUCACAGCUGCUGGGAUAGUCUUCGUGGUCCGAUACCUCUCCACACACACGACACGCCCUCCGCAUUACAGGGCAACAGGGUCAUUGGAUCUACACCCCCAGACAGGUCACGGAAGAUGUGGACGACUGAUGAGAGGAUACCCAGAUCACGUGAACACGACAGUCUCACAACCCUGGCAUACGACACGUGUUUCCAGAAGGGUUGAGCGAGGCUGUGGCGAUUUGGUACAACCCCAUCACCGCCGUCGUCCUGUGUUGGAAGAGGAGACGGCGUUCCCGUUGGCGUUUGCCCUCAUCGUCCACACCGCCCCUGAUCAGGUGGCCCAGCUGAUGAGAACAAUCUACCGACCUCACAACGUGUACUGUAUCCAUGUUGACAGGAAGGCAAGCCGGUCUGUGAGUGUCCCCCUGGCUCAGUGGGCCACGUGUUUCCACAACGUAGUGGUCCUGCAGGAAGUGGGGGUGGUCUACGGUGGCAAUGGCUUAGUGACGUCGGCAGUUGCGUGCAUGAAGAUGUUGGCAAACAGCACGAUAGAGUGGAAGUACUACAUUCUUCUCUCCGGACAAGAGUUCGUUCUUAAGACCAAUCUGGAGAUUGUGCAAAUAUUGAAAAUACUGAAUGGCACAAAUGAUGUUGAACAAUAUCCGUUCCCUAGGGAUCUACGAUGGAGGUUUGAAACACGGUAUUCGGUCGUCAAUGGGACCAUAAAGACUCGACUUAAUGACACCAAACCAGCCUUCAAGCGGAACAUCACUCUCUACAAGGGAAGCAUGUAUGGGAUGUUUUCCCGCGCUUUUGCUAUUUAUAUUCUCGAGAGCGACAUUGCAGCAGAGUUGAUAGACUGGGCAGCGGAUAGCUAUGCGCCGGAGGAAUUGGUGUGGGCGACGUUGAAUGCCCAGCCCGGGGCUCCUGGGGGAUAUGACGUCACUGUCAAGCAUGAUGUCACACAGAACCAGGUUCUGUCUCGAGCCGUGAUCUGGGAGUGGGACAGAGCGCGAUGUCAGGGCAAGUUUGUUCGGUCCGUGUGUGUGUUCAGCCAUAGAGAUCUCCCCUGGUUGGUCAGUCGACCGGAAGUCGUGGCUAACAAAUUCCAUUCAAACUUGGAUCAGUUGGUUAUUGACUGUCUCGAGGGUUGGUUACAUCGUAAAGCGAUGCUGGGCGAAACAUUUAACUUGAACUGGUAUCACUAUAGAAACGUCCCGCAGUCCCGACUGCGCAGCUGCAAGUAG